AUGAGAUUGAAGUAGGCUAGGAGAAAGAUAUCUCAGUUUGAUCAUGGAUGGCCACAUUCAAAGAAAGACUCGGGACAUGCUGUGCUUUUGCCUCCUUCUUUUGUUAGGAGAAAUAUAUGGUAAGGACAUGAUUUUAUUCAUAGAUUAAAUAUGGAACACUAUUUUGAUUGUUCUCAGUAAAUCUUUAAUAUUCUGGUAAUCAGUAGACCAAAGCCCAGUCUUUCAGGGUCUCUCUUUGAUUUUCUUCUAUGAAAGGGAAUGUACUAAAUAUCUUUUUAACAGUUAAGGCUUACGGUAAUUGAUGGGGUUCACUCUCUCUUCCCUAACUGUGACCCCUCCCUAAAUUGGGAGGCUGUUUUCAAGUCUAAUUGCUUUCGGUGGGACAGGCAAGGAAGUGAAGCCACAGACGGAAUGGCUAGGUCUUGCAGACCACUUCUUGAAUUAAGCUAUAACUAAUCAGCGUAAAAAAUAUUUUUACUUCAUAUUCUUGCUUAAGGACAUAAGACAGUGCCUUUUUGAAUCAGGUCAAGGCCCACCACAGCCAGUGUUCUCUGAAAGUACAUCAGCAGGUGCUAGGUGAUUCACCAUAAAUUUGUCGGUGGCGCACUAAGGACCGCAAUCCAGCUUCUGCCCAUCCUGAACUAGACAGUGACUUCCUAGUGGUUUUGCUAUGGACUUAUAGUGCACAAUUGCAAACAUGGGAAGUAAAGACGGAUGCAUUGCUUACUGGAAAUGACCUUGUUAUAGGAUGUGGGGUGUGAGAUCAAUGCAGCUCAGUGUUGACUGUAGACUAGAGGGAAAUGAAUGUGAUAAGUACUCCAUACCUCCCUCUCUCUCUCUCUCUCUCUCUCUCUCUCUCUCUCUUUCUCUCUCUCUCUCUGGUGUGUGUAUGUGUGUGUGUUUUGUUGUUGUUGUUGUUGUUGUUUAGUCGUUUAGUCGUGUCCGACUCUUUGUGACCCCAUGGACCAGAGCACGCCAGGCACUUCUGUCCUCCACUGCCUCCCUCAGUUUGGCCAAACUCAUGCUGGUAGCUUCAAGAACACCAUCCAACCAUCUCAUUCUCUGUCGUCCCCUUCUCCUUGUGCUCUCCAUCUUUCCCAACAUCAGGGUCUUUUCCAGGGAGUCUUCUCUUCUCAUGAGGUGGCCAAAGUAUUGGAGCCUCAGCUUCAGGAUCUGUCCUUCCAGUGAGCACUCAGGGCUGAUUUCCUUCAGAAAGGAUAGGUUUGAUCUUCUUGCAGUCCAUGGGACUCUCAAGAGUCUCCUCCAGCACCAUAAUGCAAAAGCAUCAAUUCUUCGGCGAUCAGCCUUCUUUAUGGUCCAGCUCUCACUUCCAUACAUCACUACUGGGAAAACCAUGGCUUUUACUAUACGGACCUUUGUUGGCAAGGUGAUGUCUCUGCUUUUUAAGAUGUUGUCUAGGUUUGCCAUCGCCUUUCUCCCAAGGAGCAGGCGUCUUUUAAUUUCGUGACUGCUGUCACCAUCUGCAGUGAUCACCAUCUGCAGUGUGUGUUUUAAAUGUUAGUAAAUGACUUGCUUUUACAUGGGGAUUGAUUGCAUGAUUUCCCCUCUAUUUGCUGUUGUUAUUGAUUUUAUUGUUGCUAUAAUUAUAUUAGCUGUUUGAUAUAGAUUAUUUAGAAAGGCCAUUUGACUAGAUGCAGCAUUUAGGUUACACACAACAACAUUUUAUUCUAGAAUCAAUCGAGACUGAGUAUUUUUACUGCCCUAUGUAGUACACAUAUAAUUUAGAUCUGUUGCAUAUUUUUUGCCCCUGAAAAGCACUUAUUGAUAAACUGGUUUCACUGAUUCCAAAAAAUAAAAGCUCAUUGUCGAUUGAUUCUGUAUUACCCAACAAUGUGUGCAUUUGAAAAUAGAUGUAGGCAGUCCCAGCAGUGUGUGUGUGUGUGUGUGUGUGUGUGUCCACAUCUGCACAGUGAUAUUGUAGGUGGGCAUAUACCAAGAUCGCAAGCACCACUUCACUCACCUGGGACAUCUCCAGGGAGGAAAAUAUGUGGGUAACCUAAUUAAGGGAAUGGUUUUCAAAGGCACAUCAAAUAACCAUGUCCACUUUUGUGGACAGCAGGAUCUAGAAUCUAUAUGGAUUGAAAGCAGCAUAUUGAACAUAAGCAUGAAUGAUUCUGCAUUGAGAAAAACUACAUUUUUUGUGCUAUGAAUGGGUUAAUGUUUUUGCAGCCAUAAAGCUUAAGGUAGACAGAUGGAUAUAGUUAGAAAGCAAAGUGGUUUCUAUUUCAUGGGAAGAUACUGUUAAGACAAAGUGUACGUUGUUGACCAAUCUGCACUUAAAAAUAAUAUUUCUGAACAAUAUAUGCUUUGAUUCUCUGUAAUCUGCAGGGGGAAGAACACUGAGUUUUUCUGGCUUACCUGAUACAGCCAAUGUAACAGAAAAUUCUCCAGCUGGUACUGUGGUGUAUACUUUCAGUGUUGAUUUAACCCCAAAUGUUUCCUUGGCAAGCGGAUAUCCUAAAAUAAUAAACUCAAACCCACUCACACAAGCUUUUGAUAUCAACUCUAGAUCUACAAUUAUGUACCAGGUAAAUGUUUGCUUAGUCUCAAAAUCUUGCCCGUCAGAUUCUAGUGGUGGAGGAUACUGUUAUAACAUCAAUACAGUGGUACCUCGCAAGACGAAUGCCUCGCAAGACGAAAAACUCGCAAGACGAAAGAGUUUUUCGUUUUUUUAGUUGCUUCGCAAGACGAAUUUCCCUAUGGGCUUGCUUCGCAAGACGAAAACGUCUUGCAAGUUUGUUUCCUUUUGGAUUUUCAAUGCAUUCCUAUGGGAAACUGUGCUUCGCAAGACGAAAAAUUCGCAAGACGAAAAAACUCGCAGAACGAAUUAAUUUCGUCUUGCGAGGCACCACUGUAACUUUUUUUACCUUUAAUAAUAGAAUGUUGAAUCAAAUAUCUCAGUGAAACCAGUGCAAAGUAGAGUGUUGUUUAAAUAUAUUUCCCUAUAAACAUAAAAAUGUAAGGCUGUCAUCCCACAGCCCUCAUUAGAGGAUUUGUAAUGCCACAUCACCAUCCUGAUUUUGCAUGAAGUCGGUGUGGAGGAUGUUAUGUACUGAAGUUCUCACCCUGGGCCAGCAGGGGGAUACUGUAGAUAGUUAUGCAAAUAAGGGAUCGAAAGUGACGUUCAGUGAUUGGAUAAUUUUAGAAAAUUGUUACAGUUACGUUGUACUGGAGCGCUAUAUAAGCAGGCUGACUGAACCCUUCAGUUCAGUUCUGUUCUGGCCUGUGAAUAAACAAGAGCUGUUUGAAGAAUCGCUGUGUCGUCUGAUAUGUUCACCCACAACUUAACUGAGGAGGAGAGAAAAAGAGAAGGCAGGUUGCACAACACCAGUGGCCCUGGCAGAGGUGGGUUUAGGGCAGUGAAGCCAGUUCCCCCACAAGGGGCACCUUCCCCCCUCCUUCUCAAAGCCUAGUAAGCACUGGGUUUUGGGUAGAACGUGUGAGGGCUCUGACAGGGUUCUAGGGUCUUCCUGCCUCCUUCCCAAAGCUUGACACCUCCCUUACCCAGCUUUGGGAAAGGCAUCUCGAGGGCUGUGGCAGUGGGGCGUCAAUUUUUGGCCUCACGUAGGGCGCCAUGUUACCAAGGUCUGCUGCUGAUGGGAGCAAGAAGGUAGACACACUGACAGGGUGGAAUUGGUGAUUUAAAACAAUGGCAUAAGUUUGUAGAGCAGGGAUGACGGGAACAGAGGGGGAAAUGGUGGUUUUAAAGGGUGGCAGAAAUUUUAGUAAACCAAGUACCGUAUUUUUCGCCCUAUAGGGCGCACCGGCCCAUAGGACGCACUUAUUUGGGGGGAGGGAAUAAAGGAAAAAAAAAUUUUCCCCCCCAGCCCCAAAGAACGGGUCCAAGAGCGAUGGCGACGUUGCGCACAGCUUCGCCAUUGCUCCCGGAGCUUGCCGGGCUGGGGGGAUAGCUUCCGACCCCUCUCGCUCUCCAGGCUUCAGCGAAAGCCUGCAUUCGCCCCAUAGGACGCACACACAUUUCCCCUUCAUUUUUGGAGGGGAAAAAGUUCGUCCUAUAGGGGGAAAAAUACGGUACUUAUUCCAUAUAAGAAAACCCUCAUGAAACUGGAAACAUCAUGGAGUUUGAUAAAAGGAAACAUUAUUUUUAUAUGCUCUAAUUUUGUACUAUAAGGGAGAUUAAAACACAUAACUGUAGAUCUGGGCCAAGUUAGAUGCAAUCAGUGCCCAAUGAAAUAAGUGUAAAAAGUUAGUAAUGACUUGACCUGAGGCCCAGUGUGGUCUAGCGGUUAGACAGUGUCAACCAUUCAGUUGUGAAGCUCACUAGUCACCACCUCUCAGCCUAAGCUAUCCCACAUAGAUGAAGUGAGGAAGGACUAUAUAAGUUAUCUUGAGCUUUUUGGAGGAAAGAAAGGAUAUAAAUGUAUCAAAUAAUCUUCUUCUUUGGCGAUCACUCAUAGCCGAGUAAGAUUGUCUUCCAUAAACAUGGUUUUAACAGUGGAGGCCAAUUCUGGAUCCACACGUCCUUCCACAAUAGGGACAUAGGUUUCUGCGUGGGAGCUUAUCAUGGUGAGGGUUUGCCAAACAUGCCUUCCUCUUAUCAUGUUUCUCACUUUUGCCCUGAGUUUGAGUGUCUUCAAAGCCCAUGACACCUUUGGUAAAGGCUGUUCUCCAACUGGAGCGCUCGCAGGCCAGUGUUUCCCAGUUGUCGGUGUUUAUACUACAUUUUUUAAGAUUUGCCUUGAGAGAGUCUUUAAACCUCUUUUGUUGACCACCAGCAUUACACUUUCCAUUUUUAUAUCAAAUAAUAAUUAACAUGAGCACCAUCGAUUUCAUUAGGAGCUAAUUGCAACUCACUUAUUCUGGGUCUAACCCAAUGUUUGCUAAUAAUUACUCAUUUUUAUUUUAGGUUGUUACCACUGGAAACCCUGUUCCAGAUUAUGAAGCUAUGCCACAUCGAUUUGAAUUACAGAUCCUUGCUUAUGACGAAGCUGGGGCAAAUGACCUACAAAUACUGACAAUCCAAGUGCUGGAUAUACCUGAACCUCCAAUGUUUCUAGGCAAUCUGAAAUAUCAAAGUAAGUCAUUUGCUUGAAAUAAAAAGAGUGUUUACUACACUACUGAUAGCUCACGUCCACUGGAAGAAGACUUCACCUACACCUGAAGCACGUUACUAUUAGACUUGUAAUAGUAAAAAUCUCCCCUGCCUUCACCCCCAUAAUGUUUCCACUGAUCUGGUGGCCCCCCUCUUCAUUCUGUUGAAUGGGGCCUUGGACAUCUGCCCCAAAGUCCCAGUCUGAAGGCACCACUAGGUUUGCAUCUGCCUUGUGAUUGGAAGGGAGCACACCUGCAGGCAGUGAUUCAUGGGCAUUGCUGACUCAAGGCAUUUUGCUGCCUGAGACGACGGACGCCACCUUGAGUUCCUUGGAGGAAAGGUGAUAUAUAAAUGAAAUAAUGAACAAUAAUGAUUUUAAAACACCAUCUCUCCAUUCUAUGUGCAGAAGCUGAUUGGAUUGGCAAUUGAAUGCUAUUUCAAUGCUGAUAGUAACAGGAUAGCACACCUGAUGGCAGCAGGCCAGGUUGCAGAGGGUUGGGGGGAGGGUCUAAACAGGCCAUGCAUCUCACACAACUCUAUCCUCCUAAAGAGGGGGGUGGUCAGAGGCUCAGGGGGAACAGCCUGUGGGUUCACAGUGCUGGCCCCCCAGCAUCUCCUGCUGGAUGUGGUCUGGGCCAGCUCACACAUGGAGUGGCCUAAAGUAGCCACCUUGAUUGGCAGAAUCCUAUGGGGCGCCCGCCAGUGACUUCUUCCAGUGAGAUCUCACAAGUUCUCAUGAGAACUCACCAGAAGCCACCUGCAAAAUGCUGCAAAAUAAUUGCCAAACCUUGGCACUGGUUUGGAGUGAAUUAGACAAUGUUGGGCUCUUGGGUGAUACCCCCUGUUUUGAAUAUGAUUUCAUAGAAUGAUAGAGUUGGAAGAGACCACAAGGGCCAUCGAGUCCAACCCCCUGCCAAGCAGGAAACACCAUCAGAGCACUCCUGACAUAUGGUUGUCAAGCCUCUGCUUAAAGACCUCCAAAGAAGGAGACUCCACCACACUCCUUGGCAGCAAAUUCCACUGUCGAACAGCUCUUACUGUCAGGAAGUUCUUCCUAAUGCUUAGGUGGAAUCUUCUUUCUUGUAGUUUGGAUCCAUUGCUCCGUGUCCGCUUCUCUGGAGCAGCAGAAAACAACCUUUCUCCCUCCUCUAUGUGACAUCCUUUUAUAUAUUUGAACAUGGCUAUCAUAUCACCCCUUAACCUCCUCUUCUCCAGGCUAAACAUGCCCAGCUCCCUUACUUUACUUUGGUUUUUUUGGGAGGUGCUUCAAAAUGUGGGAUUUUCACUGCAAAACUUUGGCACAGGUUUUUUGAGGGGUCCCAAAUGUUAGGGUUUGUGGUUAAUGAAGGGCAGCACCUUCCUGUUUUGCCUCAGGCAGUGAAACAGUAAGGGCCACUGCUGGAGGUGGUCAUUUCAUUCUGCCUAAUGGUAGUGCUGGUCCUGUUCAUGGAAAUACACACUGGGCAAUUCUCUCUGAAGGCAAGCAAGGCAUCUCCACAUUGGAAGUUUUUCACCCGCUUUCACACAGUCCAAAACCAUGUGGUUUGAACAUCUGGUGUUCAUGCCAACUGUACCCACUCCCAGCUUCCACAGAUUAGCUCCGUAUGUACGGAACCUGUGUACAGGGGCAUCGCGGGGGGGGGGUGCAGUCCGCUCCAGGUGUCAUGCCUGGGGGGGUGACUAAAUCCUCCCGGGCGGAUCAGUGUGGCUGCACUCGCACCCCCGGCAAGCAGAUUUUCACGAUCGUUGUCGUGAAAAUCUGCCCACUGAUCAUGCAAAUACACCCAGCGGGUGGUGCUGGCCACCGAGGAUGCACCCCCAGUGGGCAGUGCUCACAUCCCCAGCAGCCAGUGCCGCACACAGGGUGUAUUCACAUGAUCGACGGGCUGCACUGGCACCCCCAGGAGGAUCGGUGUGCCCCCAUGGGCGGAUCGCCCCACCCCCGGGUGCACAUCAUGUUUGCCACUCCAGGUGCCCAAGCGGCUUCCUCCACCACUGCCUGUGUACAUUUGCAUGUAUGGUCUUACUCUGAAUUAAUCAUUGGGUAGAGACAGCAUACAAUAUAUGCAUACAGUACAAAUUUAAGGAAUGCUCUCUCUGUUUAAAUAUGGGAAGCCCCAUCUGGCACUCCCUUGAUGUCUGUCCUGAGUCUUCUGUUUUAAUUGCUGUGCUGUUUUAAUGGGAUUGUUUUAGUGCACAUUUUAAUUAUGGAAGUUUAUAUUUUAGUGUUUUAAGGGAAAUGUUUUAUUUUGUAUUUUAAUUAUGGAGAUUUAUAUUUUAGUGUUUGUGUAAUUGGUCUUUAUUCUUGCAAACUGCUUAGAAGCCUCUUUUUUGCAUUAAGCAGUAAAUAAAUUAAUUAAUUUGCAUUGCUAAUGACCAUGUAAAAAAUGAAAGAGAGAGCAAGUAAGAUCUCCCUCUUCCUCCUCCUCCUCCACACAUCCAGCCUACAUGGUUUUGCCCAGCAUGCAGGCAUUAAGUCAACAGUUUGAUUGGAAGUUAGGUAAGGUCUGAACAGUGAAUCAAGCAGAUGCUUCAGACCACAUCCUUUCGGUGAGCACUUCAGGCACACAAGAGUAGUCUAUUGGUGAAUUGCUCAGUUGGGUAGAGCAUGGAGCUGAUAAUGCCAAGGCUGCAGGUUCGAUCCCCGCUGCAUAUUCCUGCAUUGCAGGGAGUCAGACUAGAUGAUCCUCGAGGGUCCCUUCCAACUCUACAAACCUAGACUCUAGGACCUAUGCUUUAAAUUAAUUGGGGUUUUUAAAGUUAUGUUCUUGUUGGAACCUCCCUCCAGUUCUGCUGAUGCUUACUAGAGACUGGGGGCAUUUAUGUAACAUUUGAACACUGGAAAAUAUCAGAACGAGCACAUAGUACAACAGUUUCUUUUACACUUACAUGCAUCUGUUUUCUCUCUCAGCUGGAGGUGCAAUAAACCAAUGCUUACUUCUGAGUAAACAUGCAUAGGCUUCAGGGCCAGCAUAAAAGCACAUUGGUGGACCCUCAAGCAUGGCACUGCUGAUUGGUCCCGGGCCAGAGCCAACCUGACCUGCAUUGCUGCCACCCACCGUUGUGCCACUGCCAUUGUACUGUGCUGCUACCUCCACAAAUCACCCCCCUACAUUUCUCAGUAGGCAUUGGGCGGCGGCAGCUCAUGAAGAUGGGAGCCAGUCUGACACUUGGCAUCACCUGCCAUCUUACUCAUCAGGCAGUGCAUUUUGAGCAAUCUAUGUAGAGCAUUGUAUUUUAGGCUAUCUAAGGUUGCAGCUGGUCACCAUAGAUCAGAGAGGUGUGUUGAAUCAGAGUGCUGCUACCAGCCAGGGAUAUGUCCAAGGAAGAUGGGUGACUACUGGUCCCAGUAUGCAGCAGCACCAAGUUGGAGGUCCCAGUGUGGCGGUCGGCGGCUGCAAUACUGCACAGGAGCCCUGGUCCGGGUGGAAAGGGUAGUGAUGAUGGGCCCUUCUAAGCCCCAGGUGCCCAACCACGAUGGCCCUUGAAAUCUGGGCCCUGAUAGGAUGGUUCUGUUAGUGAUCCUUCACAUGAAAGAACUCUGCAAGGAGGGUGCAAUUUUUGAGUAUAGCUUCACAUCCAGUGUCCUUUACACUGCAUCUUAAAGCUGCAUUUCCAUAAACGCUUAACAGACUUCUUAAACAAAGCAGCAAGCUUUGCGAGCAUUUUAAAAGCCCUUUAUUGUGUUACAUCUGAAAGAUACACAGGGUUUAUAUAGGCAUCAAGUCAUAAUGUGUUCAGGCCUACUUACCUAUAUGCUUGCAUAAUAUCUCUUUAUUAAUACCUCUUUAAUUUAAUGCACAUUAUACUUUCAUCUCCACAGCUGUUAUGAUCUACCAAUUUGAAGGAUCACCAAGUGGAAACAUAUACCAAAUUAGUGUAAGCACUCCUGUUAAGGUAAGUCAAUGUGAGUUUAAUUUUAGAAAAUAAUGUUCUAGGAAAUACAACACGGCGGAAAGUGAGGCCGCGUGGCUGGCGCAGCAGCAAGUUAAGCUGCAGUCCACGCCCCCUCCAAGCCGCCUGGUUGGGCGCUUGCCCGUGGGCGUGGUGCACCAGCCAGGUGAGUGGGUGGCAGGGGGCUAACGCCCCCUGCUUGAGGCGGAGAUCGGAUCCCUCCCACAACCCCUCCCCUCUUGAGAGUCUUUCUAGGAAACACAACAGUUAAAACUUUUCUCAACUGAAUUCGGUAAUCAGAAGUGAUCAAAAGCCACACAGCAUAUCUGAAACUUAUUGCACUGAAGCACUGAAGUCUUUGACAUUGAUUGACUGAGUUACUGUGAUGACAAGCUGGGUGGAGGAACAAUAUUAAAAGCGACAGUGUUCACAGUCCAGCUUUGGUGAAUAGGGAUAGUUUUCAGUUUGACGGGGAUGAAGAUAUCACACAGAAAACUAGACUGAGUAAAAAAAAAUGUUCAUUUUUUCAGAUGUGUCCACAUUACCUUAUAAUUUUUCCUCUUGAUAGUAGCUGGAAGAUUUCCAGGUGUUGGGACGUAACAACGUCUUCUUUUUAAAAAAGAUUGUUAAAUUCAUUUUAUAAAGUGUAUUUUAUAAUGAGAAAAAUUAUAACAACAGAUGAAAAUUAAAAGAGGAAAAGCAAACAGUAAAAUAGAUGCGUAGAACAAGUAAGGAAAAUAACUUAUGAGCUGGUGUGCUUGGGUAUAGUCUAUAGUGCAUUACUCUGAAUGGAGGGAAAAUGACCCAUAAUAACAGGCUUUUAAGGAGAUAAACUACUCUGAUACACUUAAGUCUAUCUGGUUUCCAUUUUUGUAAACACCUGCAGAAGAACCUCUAGAAGAAAUUUCAGAACUGAUUUAUGGGGCAUGCAAUGGAAGGUGAGAGUGGGAAUUUCUGUUGCACAAAUGGAAAUCCUUGCAUUGAUGAAACAAAUUGGUUGGAUCCUGCCCAUGUCUUAGUUCAGCCAAGACGUUGUCAGCGUUUUCUGACUUCCCAGAAUCCAGACAGAGAGACAUUAUUGCCCUUAAGAAUACCAUCAAGGCCUGCUUAAACUAUGAUAGGGUUGCCAUAUUUCAAACAGUGACAGAAAAGUUAUUAAGCUUUUUUGGCAAAGUUGUUGAGCUAUUUUUAUGAAAAAUUGGCAAAAACAGCACAGCCGACAUGGGCUGCCAUACAUCUGGAUUUUCCCCAGACAUUUUUCCGAUUUCUGCCCAGACACUGGAUUCCGGAUACGUUGGGGAAAUCCCGGUCGUAUGGCAACCCUAAACUAUUAGUCAGUUUGUUUCCACUCCAUACCCAAACAUUACCUAAGUAACACAACUAAGAAUGAGUUUUUGCAGGUCACACAACUAUAUAUUAGGACCACAUGCUUCUUUGCUUACCUUUUUACAAAGGAUGAUGUGUUUUGGUGCUCCUUGGAAUUCUUAGCGCAUUAGCUUCUUUCCCUACCCAUCUCAUGAGGGUUUGAUGUUAUUGUUUCUGUCUUGGAAGAAGGAGUUAUCCCACGUGGGAUUGUGUGAAGUUGAUAUUGGUUGUGGGUUUUUUUACUAUACAGUUCUGAGUAUUUAUUUUAAUAAUUUAUAUAUUGCUUAAUACAGCAGUUUUUAUGUGAUGUACAGUAUGUGUGAAGAUAAGAUGUUGCGCAUGUGAAAAAUCAUCAGGGUUAAAAUAGAAUGAAGGUGAUGACAUAACGCAGUAGGACAAAGGCAGAGAUUGGGUAUAACCUGGGGAGACUGUCCAGGCUAAUCGCAUAAAACGGGGGGCAACCUUUGCGUGGACGCGCGCAGCCCCUGGAUCUGGAGCGGCUCCAUCAGCAUACGCUUGGCUUUGCCUUCCCUCAGGUGGGAUACCUGGAGGUCUCCGCCUACCCCAGUCAGUUGUCCAAUCCCACCUGGGGGAAGCGUUGCCAAGGAGAUCAGGCCAGGUGGGGGAGGGAUUACCUGCCCACACAAUAGAGGGAGGAUCUUACCUGGGAAUCCUCACUUGGCUCCAGAGCUAAUCGCUGGAGGAAUUAUGGCUCUGCAACAUUUCCUGUAAAGAAAACAGGGAGUGAGUUACCAAAUGGAGCACAAUUCACUAGCCAUUUGCAUCUCUCGGAUUCAUGCUGCACAACAAAGCAGUACUGUGAUCUCCCAAUUUGUGUCAUUUAUUUCAGUAUUCCAUGACCCCAGCAUCACCACUGUUCUCUGUUUCUGGAACUGGAACCAUUUCUUCCUUGAAGGUAUUUGAUUAUGAGAAAGAUCCACAUAGGUGAGUACGUAUUAUGUAGGUAGUCCCUAAAUGAGCACUUAACUUGGCUUUUUUAAUCGAUUAUUGCUAGCAGAGAAGAGAUCUGUCGUAUGGAACCCACAAUGUGACAUUUUGGGUGUUUUGGUUUUACAGCUAUAUGUUAAACAUUACGGCAACAGACCACCUUGGUCGGAAUACCAGUGGGACUCUGAUAGUCACUAUCAUAAACAAGAAUGAUGAACAACCUUAUUUUACCAUGUAAGUGAAAAAUUCUAGGUGUAUCAAAACAGUGUAUUUUGGCUUUAUAAGUGGAUGGCAGCUCACACAAACUACUUCACACAUAGCUGGGAUGGAUGAGUGUCCUGCCUGUGAUCACCUCAUUACCACCACCGCCACCACCACCACCACAUUCAAUCACCAUCAGAAGGAGCUCUACCUAUGUACAUCUGUACACACAUAGAACUCCUUUUGAUAUCCACUGAAAGUGUGAACGGUUGGAGUGAGGUGGUGGGUGGAUGUGACUAGACACCCUCUGCUCCUUCUGUGAAUUCUUUCAAUACGGAGGAGGCAUCUGGAACCAGUGGCGUAGCGUGGGGGGUUCAGGGGGGGCCGGGCGCAACAUCUGGGGGGGCGCGCUCGCACUCACAGCUCUCUGCCCCUACCUGGCUCACUCACUCUCUCUCACUGCAGUGCUGGCUGUGCGAAUCCGAUCCGAGCCGCUGGGUCACCGCCCACUGUGGAGGGGGUGGGUGCCAGGCGUGCGGUGCGGAGAGAGAGCGAGGGACUAUCUGGGGGAGGGACAGUGCAGCGGCCGCCCAGCGCAGCGCUGAGCGCGGGAGAGAACCACACCAGACCAGACCAGGCAGCAGCAAGAAGAAGCUGGCAGUGGCGGCAGGUUAGGGGUUAGGGGGCGCAAAUUACUUGCCUUGCCCCGGGUUAGGGGGCGCAAAUUAUUUGCCUUGCCCCGGGUUAGGGGGCGCAAAUUACUUGCCUUGCCCCGGGUGCUGAUAACCCACGCUACGCCGCUGUCUGGAACCGUCCCCUUUCAGUGUUAAUGAUCCAUGUGUUUUGGAUGGUUCCAACACAGUGAUUAACAAAUUUGAGUUUUCUGCUCAAUAUUUGGCAGGUUAUUUCAGUUCAGCAUGUCAGGGUCAAACAGAUUCAAGACUGAAUCUUCUAGAUAUUAUUAUUAUUAUUAUUAUUAUUAUUAUUAUUCAUUUGUUGUUGUUAUUGUUACUUUAAAGCAGCUGUGAGGCAUUCUUAUUUUUAUCAGAAAAGUGACACCCAGUUCUAUACAGUGGUACCUCGGGUUACAUACGCUUCAGGUUACAUACGCUUCAGGUUACAGACUCUGCUAACCCAGAAAUAUUACCUCGGGUUAAGAACUUUGCUUCAGGAUGAGAACAGAAAUCAUGCGGCAGCGGCAUGGCGGCAGCGGGAGGGCCCCAUUAGCUAAAGUGGUGUUUCAGGUUAAGAACAGUUUCAGGUUAAGAACGGACCUCCGGAACGAAUUAAGUACGUAACCAGAGGUACCACUGUAUUUCUGUUUACAUAUAUUGACAAUGAUUAGCAUGUGGGACACAUGCUAGACAGUGAUUUUCACCAAACAUUUUUUUUUGUCUGGUCACAAUGCUAGGACAUACCAUAUGGGAUAGUGCUGUGGGUGUGUCAUUUAGUGUGGCACAAAAGUUACUUUGCAGUGUAAAACCACUUAAUAAAUGCAGCUUUAUGAAGUGGGCUUCUCAUGUUAAAGUGUUCCAUGGCACCCUGGGGUGCCUUGAAUGCUGGCCGAAGGUGCCACAGGCAACACUGGCCUCUGUCCCUCUUUCCUUUGCUGCUUCCUCUGAUGCCCUCUUGCGUCUCUGCCUCCCAAAGGCUUGCACAGCCUUUUGUUGCAGCAGCCCUGGGAUCUACCUGUCUCUGGAAGGACCAAGGUCAGCUUAUUAUCAUACUUUUUGUCUAAGGCACUCAAGGAAGUGGUCAUGAAUCUUCACAACAACUCUGUGAGGUAGGUUAGGCUGAGAAAUAGUGACUGGCUCGAGGUCACCUAAUGAAGUUCACACUGGUCACACUGAAGAGACAAUAAUCUAGAGUCUAGAUAUUUUUAACCCAAGAUGCCAGUUCUCUUUUAUACAAGGAAGAGCUGCUCAAACCCGCACGUUUGUGGCUUCAUUUUCUACAACAGGAAACAAAGAGCUUUCAGUGUUCUAGAAGAAAGUCUACCAGGUACCAUGGUUGCCAAUGUAACAGCUAAGGAUCCGGAUGAUGGGGAAGGUGUUAGUAGUCUUCGCUUCAGCAUCAAUAAUCCUGAAGGGAUCCCUUCUUUCUCCAUAGAUGCAGGUCAGCAUUUCAUUUUACGGAUUCCUGAAGGAUUUGGAAUGGCAAGAAACAUUGUGGGCUACGGAAAGCAAGUUCACUGAGUAAAUGUUGACGGAACUGAGUUUGCUUGGCCCAGAGAAGAGUAGGCAAGAGGAGGGUCAUGAUAUCACCUUUCAAAUAUCUGAAGGGCUGGCACAGAAGAGGGCUAAGACAUGCUCUCUCUGCUGCAUCAAGGGUCAGGAAAAGAUCUAAUGGGCUUACAUUACAGGAGACAGUAAGGGUUUUGCUUGAACCUUGGCAGAAAUGUCUUAAUUGGAAGAGGAGUUUGGCAAUGGAACCUGUUACCUAGAGAGGUGGUGGUGGGCUGUAUCUCAUUAGAGGUCAUCAGGCAAAGGCUGGCAGCCAACAAUUGAGGAAACUCUGGUUUUGGCUUUCCUACCAUGAGUAGUAGCUUGGGCUAGGUGGCCCAUGAAACUCUCUCCAGCUCUCUAGGAUUUUGUUCUACUUGCUUCUCUACAGUUUGGAGGUAACCCAAAAAACCUGUGGUUUAUCAUUAAGGGAACAAGUCACAGUGAACUUUGGCUUCACAUGGUCAGUGCCCUGUUCCUCCUUUGCUGCAGUUAGGCUUUUAAAUAUAUAUAUAUAUAUAUAUCCCAACCUUCUAUUGGAAGCAAUAGAAAUAUUUUCCCCAAGUCAAUUUGUCAUUAAUUGGGUAUUUUUCGGUGUGGGGACGGAGAUAACCAUAGCCGUGGGGUGGAGGGAACUCUCCCUUCCCUGUGUUCGUUGACCUCCUGCACCGAAACCCUAAACGCAAUUAAUUUAAGGGGAAAAGCUGCUAUUUAGUUUCUAUUGAUCUCUCCCACCGACUGAAGCAAGUGCUGCUGAUUCUAGAAUGUCUCACAGAUCAGAAAAACUGGGAGUGCAUAACUCUAUAUUUAGAGUGAGAGAGUAGAGUGGGGGAAUUUUAUUUUGAAAGGGUGUUUGGAAACAUUUGUUUCCAAACACCCUUUCAAAAUAAAAUUCCUACGUCACAGAAGAUAUUUGUGCUGCACGCAAUUGGAAAUGCUUACAGUAUAUUUCUUUCUCAGUAACUGGUGUGCUUCUGGUGGCUAGAAGAAUAGACCGAGACUUGGACCCAUUGCGAGAACAUCCCAACAUUACAUUGAUCAUUCGCGUUGACGAUAGGCCUAGCGGUGGACAAUAUGCUGAAACAGAAAUUGUUGUAACUAUUGAAGAUAUUAACGACAAACCACCAGAAUGUGACAAAUACAAUUACAGGUAUUUGUAUUUUUGCACUUUUAUCAAAUUCCACAACAUUUGAGCAAGUUUUCAGAACAGAUUAUAUCUCCUGAAUCUUUUUUAGCACAGGGUUUGUUCUAAAAGUUAUGAAGUUGUAGUGGUAAUUGUAAUUUAUUGCUAGAAUAAAAACCAAGCCCCACCAAAACAUUAGGAUUAAAUUAUUUUCUUAAUAAAGGCCACUCUCCAGUACUAGCAACACUAUAUCCACUGAAAUAUAUAAAUUCAAUAAGUAAUAGUAGUAAUAAUAAUAAAAUGGCAAAAUAAAAUCCUUAUAAGAAAAUGUAGUAGGAUAGUUGUUAUAUAUGUAUAUAUUUAAAAAUCUUGUCCUAAGUCACUGUCAAAACUUCUUAGGAAAUUGUUAAAACUUCUUAGCAAAUUUUGCCCUCUUGAGCUCUCCUGUCUUUUUGGCUAUCUUCCUUAUGUUUUCCAGCCCCAUAAUGCUCCUUUCUAAAUGCCAGCAGCUCAUAUUUCAUCCCAGGACCUAUUUUAGAUUUUUCAUAAUCAGACCAACUUUCUGCUUUUCCCAAAGAAGCUGUGCUUUGUCAUUUUUUAAAUAGCCAAGCUCCCCCCUCCCCCACCAGAAUGUUUAUAGAUAUUCUGUGACAUCACAGCCGCUCCGCCAAAGUCUAGAGUGGACUCGCUGACAAACAACAAAGGAUAAUGGAUUUUUUUAUCCCAUGUACAAUAUUAAUUUGGCCUGGAAUAAGGAUUAUCAGAUAUUUGUGCCUUUCUUUAAAAGGAGAGAGAUAAAAGAAACAGCCCGCCCUGGAGAAAUAAUUCUUGAUUUGAAAGAUUGCUGUCGUGACUAUGAUGCUGAGUUACGAAACCAGCUGUUUAACUUCACUGGAUUGUCUGGCGUUGGAAGUAGCAAGUUCACACAGGAUCCACCUGGUUCCGGAAGGAUCAAGGUCAGCUUAUUAUUGAUUUAUUCUCAAAAUAUUUAUUUACUAAAUUAAGAAAAUUUAGAACCCCCAGAGCUUAUUGCUCUGUACAAAGAGGAAACUAAUAUUUUUUUUAAAAAAACACAAAAUGAAUGGCAACAGAUAUGUAAUGGAAGUAACAAUUGCCAGAACAGCAGAGGCAACCUUGAAUUACUAGAAAGUAAAAAUGCAUUUAGAACUACUGGUUCUCAAAGCAACCUGCAUAGAAUUAUCAACACAGCAAUUAAAAUGAAAGUAUAACUAACAUAGGCAUCACUAAAACCAAACACUGUACAGAAAAUAAAGCAACAAUACAGUUUCUAGAGUCUCUUUCUAGGUACUCAAAUGCCUUUUUUAAAACAGGAAAACCUGUAACUCAGGUGGACCCUGAUGAUUGUAGAGUUCCAGUACACAUAGUUUGGCUUACCGUGUCAUGUGAAAUAGUUCCUCAACUGGAAUUGUUGUUCUUCCAAAACAGGAAGUAUGCAUAUGGGUUUUUUUGCUACAGUUUUUUUGCAUAAAUGAAUUACAGGAAACAGAUCUAAAUCACAAAAGAAAGCUCUGCUAGUGGAGGAAAAUUUCUGUGUUACUCUUCAAUAAAAUCCUUGUGGGCAGCAUGUUUAGUCGUUUAGUCGUGUCCGACUCUUCGUGACCCCAUGGACCAGAGCAUGCCAGGCACUCCUGUCUUCCACUGCCUCCCGCAGUUUGGUCAGACUCAUGUUUGUAGUUUCGAGAACACUGUCCAACCAUCUUGUGCUCUGUCGUCCCCUUCUUCUUGUGCCCUCAAUCUUUCCCAACAUCAGGGUCUUUUCCAGGGAGUCUUCUCUUCUCAUGAGGUGGCCAAAGUAUUGGAGCCUCAGCUUCAGGAUCUGUCCUUCCAGUGAGCACUCAGGGCUGAUUUCCUUAAGAAUGGAUAGGUUUGAUCUUCUUGCAGUCCAUGGGACUCUCAAGAGUCUCCUCCAGCACCAUAAUUCAAAAGCAUCAAUUCUUCGGCGAUCAGCCUUCUUUAUGGUCCAGCUCUCACUUCCAUACAUCACUACUGGGAAAACCAUGGCUUUAACUAUACAGCCCUUUGUCGGCAAGGUGAUGUCUCUGCUUUUUAAGAUGCUGUCCAGGUUUGCCAUCACCUUUCUCCCAAGGAGCAGGCAUCUUUUAAUUUUGUGACUGCUGUCACCAUCGUGGGCAGCAUACAAUAACAUAAUAGAAACUAUAAAACUGCUACCGGAUAACACUUAGAAGCAGCAUUAAAACUGGAUACCACUGUAAUCAACAUCCACCUUAUGCUACAUGCUGGAACAUCCUAGCUAACAAACAGGUCUUCACCUGGUGCCAAAAUAACAUCAAGGUUGAGGUUUGUUGAGCCACCCCAAGGAGGGGUGCCACAACUGAAAAGGCCUUCUUUCUGGUUGCUUCCCAACUAACUUCAGAUGGCGGGGAACAUGGAAGAGGGGUUUGAAGAUGAUCACAAAGUUUAGCAGGUUUGUGUAGUAGAAGAUGGUCCUUAAGGUAGCCAGGUUCCAAGAGCUUUCUAGAUACAGUGGUACCUCGGUUUAAGAACACUCCGGUUUAAUAACGGUUUGGUUUACAAACUCCACAAAACCGGAAAUAAUGUUUUGGUUUGAGAACUUUACCUUGGUCUACGAACGGAAUCUGAAUGGUAGAAGGGCACCGGUGGUGGGAGGCCUCAUUAGGGAAAGCGCACCUCCGUUUAAGAACGGUUUUGGUUUAAGAACGGACUUCCGGAACUGAUUAAGUUCGUAAACCAGGGUACCACUACAAUUGCUAGUAUUUUGAAUUGUGCCUGGAAAUGGACUGCCAGCUGGUGUAGCUGUUGGGAGACCUGACAAAGUAUGAUUCAUACAGCCAGUCCCAGUUAGUAACCAGCUGCAUGUUGCACUGACCGAUGUUUCCAGGAAGUAUUUAAGGUUAGUCCCAUAUACAUUGCAAUAGUCAAAUUUUGAAGUUACCAGGGCCACACUACUUCUGUCCAGGAGGGGUCACAACCUAAGCUGGUGGGAAGAGGUUGCUCAGGAUCGAUAGAGGCAAACUUUCAUGAGUAACUGGUGUUCCUGAAAUUGAAUAAUACUAACCUUUAAGAAGCAAUCCUAAGCUGCUGGGAAGGGUAGUUGAGGAGGCCUCCCAUACUACAGAUCUCCAUCUCCAAGCACCACGGGUGGAGAAGGAGCAUCACCUCUGGGCGGCGUCUUGUUUUGAUGGCGGAAAACUUCUCACCACGACUCCACUGCCUGUGUUCUGACAAGGGAAGAAAAGGAACGUGCUGGGGUGGAUCAGGGAGGCCUUUAAAAACAGUUCCAGGGAGCAAUUUUUGAAAAGAAUAACCAAGUACAAAAAGUGGGGCAGUUGCUCCCCAUCUACUUCCCUGUCUGGUGUACAUUCAGCUGGGCUUAGGAGGCAGUGGUCCUUCUGCCAUGAAUUGUCCUCCCUCUCCCCUUUCCGUUGGAUUACAGUCAUACCUCGGGUUGAAUGUGCUUCUGGUUGAGCGCUUUUGGGUUGCGCUCCACAGCAACCUAGAAGUAACGGAACGCCUUAUUCCAGGUUUCGCUGCUCACGCAUGCGCAGAUGCUCAGAAUGACGUCACGCGCAUGCGCGGAAGCAGCAAAACACGACCCACGUACGUGCAGACGCGCCAUCGCGUCUUACGUUCCAUUCAGGAUGCGAACAGGGCUCCGGAACGGAUCCCAUUCGCAUCCCGAGGUACCACUGUACUCUGUUAAGGAAAUAAACCUUUCCUAUGCAGCUUAUCACUAAAGUCACAAUACAAUAGUAAAAUCACAAUAAGCCAAAAGCAAAUAAAAUUCUCCCAAUUUUUAUCCAGCUGAUAGGAAACAUGGAUCUUGAAAAUGCAACUGAUGGAGCAGAGAAGGAAGAAUAUACUCUGACCACUGAGGUGCAGAAUAUUGCUUUCCCAUACUAUGCUAGCAAGUAUCUCCUUUAUUCUUCUUAUUUAUUAUUUUAAUUUUUAAUUUUUCUACAUUCUUCUUCUUCUGAAGGAACUGGUCUCUUUAAAAUAGGAUUUGCAACUUUAAAACAGGAUUUGUUUCAUCCUUCAUCCUUCCCUUAAUUGCUAUAUUUACAGAUAUUAUCUACAUUUAUGUCAAAAUACAACCAGUCAACGAGUUUAAGCCAGUAUUCAGUGAUGCUUCGUAUGCUUUUAAUGUGUCAGAAAUAGCAGCAGGUAAGUAACAACACUGCUUUCAGAAAUGUACAAGGCUGUAGAAUGUAAGUAUACUCCAAAAUAAUGUCCGAUUGUAUGGGGCCAUCAGCCACUCAUCCUUUCAAACAAGUAGUCGUGCUGUGCUUAAUGCUGCAUUCAUUCAUUUUAGUUAGUAAGUUACACAAACACACAAACACACACACACACACACACACACACACACACACACACACCAGUCAAGUGCUUGCCCCUCUCUCUGCCAAGCAGUGGCAAGAGCCCAUAGGGUCCCAGGCACUCAGACAGGAUCUGUGAUGCUUUGGAGAAUUGAAGGCAUGGUGGAGAGUGUUGUGGCUUUAAGAAAAAUGGUUUAUUCACCUAUUUAUGCCUUCAGUCUGCAUGAAGGGAGUCCAGAUCUUACUGCGUGGUCAUUUCAAGAGGGGUUUGUACCCCACAGCUAUGUAGCCCUGCAGCCAGCCUCCUCCAAAGAUGGAUCUCAGCUCUUCUUCCUGCUUCUUAUUCCCAACACACCUUGGCAACCUGUUCACAUCUCAGGGUGGUGGUGAUGGGGAGAGUUCUCUUGUAUUGCUAAUAGCCCUCUGUUGUUCUUUUGAUAGCCAUAGCUCAGCCAGGUUGGUUUGUAUAAGCCAGCCCAGGAAUUCCCUGCCUGUCACAGCUCUGCAGCUUGUACUUUAAUUCAUAUCCCAAUUGAUCAAAAUUCUAGCAUUUAGCAUAUAAAUAAAUAAACAAUAGUGGGUGGUAUUCAACUAAGUUUUACUCUGAACGGGACCCAUUGAAAUGAAUGACUAUGACUAAGUUAGGUCUGCUAAUUUCUGUGGGUCUACUUUGAGUAAAACGUAGUUGAAGAUUUAUUUAUUUACCUGUCAAAUUUAUAAAGCUUUCCAUCACCAAACAUUCCCUAGGCAGCUUACAGCAGAAUAUUAAGAAUGCAGUUAUAAUAAUAAUGAAAACCAUCAAUAAGAAAAGCAGUUAUGGAAACUGCUGAGGCAAUCUGCAAAGUCCUUCGCCUUUAAUCUUGGAAAUAUAUUUCCCUCCAAGAUGUGUGUGUUUCAAAUGUUGCUUCAUUUCAGUUUAUUCCAGAAUCGGACAAGUGAUUGCUACAGACAAAGAUGUACCACCCACCGGAAUAUCAUAUUCAAUUUCAGUUGGAAAAGGCAACCCUAACUUCUCAGAAAUUUUCUGGAUUGAUCCUACAGGGGGCUACUUGACAAUUAUAGCUAGAUUAGACUACGAAACAUGGCAGAGUGCCAUUCUCACGGUGCAGGCCUCUGACAACGAUGGCGAGUCUGUAACUGUGCCAGUGAGUAAGAUGCUGGCUUUUAGGCCAAUAUGUCUACUUCUAAUAUGUGCACUUUUCUUCCAAGUGUCUAAUAAAAACAAUAGGACUUGCAAGGCAUUCCAGGAGUGCAGAGACAUGGGGGUUUUCUGAACUGGAUGAGUUUCAUGUUUCGAUUUCCACUAUUCCAUUCCAAAACUCAGAGCCAUCCUUCAUCCAGACCUGACAGCUUCUGGACCCUGAGUCAAAUGGGACCUCCUUAGAAAAGGAAGUUGCUUCCACCUAGCGAGGACUUUGAGGCAGCCUCUAUAAAGGGCACGCCAUCCUUGCACUCAAGGGCUCCAACAUAUACGCUUUGCCACAUGCCUGCCUUCCCCUUAUGCCACAGCAGCUCCAAAAACAAACAAAGACAAUAGCAAACCUGAAGAGAAAUGGUCAGCUGAAGAACGGAGUGGUCACUUGGCAGCCUGACAUCUUCACUAAGGUCUGCUGCUGAGGGAUGAGACCUGACUUAAGUGCUAGCAGGAUUGAGUACCCCACAUGAAAAGUAGGCUUCCCAUAAGGAGAACCCCUCAUCAACCUCUGCUUGGCUGGAGCUGGUAUAACACCUAUCCUUUCUUUGUGGGCAGCUCUCCUGCUAUUUCAGCAAAUGCCCUGGACCCUGGUUCCCCCAUCUCCCUUGUAGGCCUGUGACUCCAUCCCACCUGCUCCUGUUUGCAGAAAUGGGACACUCCUUGUUCACACUGUUGCUCAUUGGAAUGGAUAAACAAUUAUGAAAGAAACCCUCUCUUGACAUCUUUUAGACCCAUUGAAAUUAAUGAGCCUAAGUUAGUCAUGUCUAUUCUGAGUAGGACUAGUGUUGAAUACCACGCAAUAUCCCUAAAAGGUGGGUGGGAGGGGAUCAGUUCUUGCCAGUGAGUAUAAAAAAGUAACUUAAUUACAGGAAAGGUGGUUUCAUACACACACCCUGCUCCCUUCUUUUAGGUAACAGUGAAUGUUCUUGAAGCAAAUGAUGAGCCACCAAUCUGCAGUCCUAAUUCAUAUUUGCUGAACAUCCCAGUAGACCAAACUUCCGGCAGCGUUGCUGGAUUCCAUAUUACAUGUGUGGAUCGCGAUUCAAGUCCUAGAUCAUUCCGUUAUUCUUUUGAUUCAGGUAAUUCACUUUUGGACUUUUGACUUUCCCUGUGUGAUUGUUUGCUAGCAGUCUUUAAUAGAAUGAAGUGUGUAUUACAACCGAACAUUUCAUGUGGUUUUGAUUGCAUAUGACGUUGGUUCCCAGGGCCAGUCCUACCUUUAGGCAGAAUGAAGCAACUGCCUCGGUCAGUGGAUGCUGGAGGGUGGGGCAAGGAGUAGUGCAAGAGGUUGGAGGACAGAAUUGUGUGGGCUAUGCAGCCUCCCUAAACUAGCCGGCUGCUCUCAGGUAUAGCUCUCAGGUACAGUGGAGGAUGCUGUUCCUCAUCAGUAUGUGCUCUGGUCCAUGAUGAUGUUUGUAGUCAAGGGAAGAUAAUGGCCCAGGCAACAUGGAAAUCAUUGGGUCCAGGUGCAGAUGAGAAGGUCAGGACACCUUGGAUAGGGAUCAAGGUGGUGGUUCAGAACCACAGUUCCUGAUCUUGCAGCUGAGCUAGAAAUUACAAAUUUUCUCAGCAUAGCAGCUGGCAGAGCUUUAUAGUCUGCUAGCAUGAUGACUUGGUUGUCUGAAACAUACAUCAGCUGUAAGGGACAGAGCAACGGAAGUCAAUGGGAAGCAAAACUUGUGCAUUGAGAUUCCUAUGCAGUAACCACCAGGUUAAUUGGAAAUGUCUCAAAUCCAUCCAUGCUAGAGAAUCAAAAUCAGAAGCUUCCUUCCUGUAAUUUGCUACUCGUUUUAAUCUGCAAUUUUACCUUGGCUUUGUUUUAGGUAAUGUGAAUAACCACUUCGCUUUCUCACCAAAUGCUGGCUCUAAUGUCUCGCGGCUCAUCCUUGCAUCCCCUUUUGACUUCGAAAGCGGCUUGGAUAAAAUUUGGAACUACAGGCUGAAAGUCUUCAUAACAGAUGAUAACCUACUGUCAGUGGGAGACAGAGCUACAGUCCGCAUUGAAACUGGCACAGUGACUCUAACCAUCAACGUCAUCCCAAAGCCAACCACAGAGGCCCCGACAACAGUAAGUGCUCUUGCGUGCUGAAGAAUGCAAGUCCCUGUCUGUGUGGCAUUAAGAGACAUCAGUAAAUAUGCCUCUUAAUAAGUGGAACCUCUGAAUUCCCCUAGGGGGGAUGUGAAAAGCCUGGGCCCACCUCUUCACAGCUUCUCCACAAAGUAGUUUUCCAGUGAAACGAUUUGUUGACUAGGAGUGUGUCAUUAACGCUACCAUUUUGAAUUCGGGUUGGGAACCUUUGUCCGUGUGUGUGUGUGUUUGAAUCUGGCCCUCAGGACUCUCCCUCAGUCAUGCCUCCACCCUAGCCACGCACCGCUCUGAAUAUUUUUGCAUGCCUGGGGUGUGUCCUUGAACUGUCUCUUUCUAUCCUCAGUUCAGGGAAACGAGGUGGGGAGGGCGGUGCUUGGGUGGGUGUAAAAAUGAAAAAUUUAUAUUUCUCCGCCCACUUUUGCCCCUGGCCCCCAGAAGGUUGCCCACAAAGCAAUAUGGCCUGCAGGUUGCAAAAGUCUCCCCCCUCACUUCUUUAGAAGUCUCUCUAUCUAUGACAAUCGCUGAGCUAAAAUAAACCAUAGUUUCUAAACACAUCCACAAAGGCUGCAAUCCUAUAUUCAUUUGCUUGGGAAUAAGUCCCAUUGACCCAAGGGGUUUACUUAUAGAAACUAACCCCCUGCAAUUCAGGAAUCCUUUGCUCAAUCCCACCGUCCUGAGAUUUAAGAGUCUCAUGCUCUACCGACUGAGCUGGACAGAGAGACAUGCAUACAAUUGCACUCUAACAGUCUCAAAAGUACCUGCAGUAUAUAGUUACUACUGAAAGGCUAACCUUCCAUUAUGAAUGUGUUUCUUUUGACAUUUUUAAAUUUUGUUUUGCAAGCCUCGUGUUAUCAUUUUGACUAGCAGAGAAAAUGUGUAUUCUGCCUUGGCUUGGUACGUGCCAUUCAUCAUUUCCCUUGGCAGCGUGAUCCUCCUUGGGCUUCUUGCGUAUCUCACCUUUUGGCUGGCAAAAUACAUCCGCGCCCACUGCCCACCAAAGCCUAGAGCUCCAAAACCUAGAGCUGAUAAACAGCCACUGUAAGUAAUUGACAGAAACAAUGCACCUUGUAUCAUUUCUUUCUACACUAAUAUAUUACUGCCUCCACUAAGAAUCCAUGCAAGUCAACAAGAUCACAUACCCUCAAUUGUUUCCACUACACUUAAGUUUCAAUGUAAAAUACGCACUUUACCUAGAAUCUCACAUGGUACAUGGACUAUGUUUUACAGCAGCUUGUCUUUUUUUGCACAAAAGAAAACUGAAAGCAAACGCAAAAUACUAAUACUGAAUAUAAUAGAGUAGCCUUUGUUCAAGAAAGACAAAGUAAAAUUACUUUUAAAACAUGCAACGUUUUGCCAUUCACGUGAAUUGCAUUAGACAAAAUUUAGUAGCAGAAAUUAAUAACUGUAUUAUAUGAACACCCAGUUGCUCUUAUCUGUCUGCAGCAAGGCAACUGGAGGAAGAUGGGUGGGUAUGAGACAACAACAGGAAUUAACCCUCAGUAGGAGGAGCACCUAACAGAACAUCAUAGUCCCUGGUAUGUUGCAUUCUUCCCCUAGAAUAAAAGCACUAAAAUGUUAUGCCAUGCAUAUUCUGUUUAGGGGCAGACUUCAUUCACACUGCCAUCAGUACUAAAUUGCAUUGUUAUGAUAUCUGCCACUUAAACCUGGAUCAUGAGCAAAUGCCCGUCAUCCAAAAUUUGGAGUCUCCAUUGUGUUUGAUAUGUAUUAUAGGAUUAAAUGCUCAUUUGUGUAUUGUGUUGCCAAAUGACUGCUCAAAUAGAUUAACAUUUAUCUAUUUAUUUAUUAUUUUAUGACAGGAUGAAACCACCAGGUAUGCAUUUCCCCUUUUUUUCAAAUUGUGUGCGUAUUUCUCAGAUAACUCUUCAGUCCAGAUUUGCAUGUUCUAAAGUCCUGUUGAGGUCAAAUAACAAGGUUAGAUCGAAAUCUAGACCAGAAUGUAAUGUUUCAAAUAUUAGCAGAGCUGGGCAGGGUUUUGUUAUAUGGUUUAUAGCCAACAAGGCUGGUACUCUCCACCACAUUUGUUUGAAGCUGAAGUGCCUGCUUCCUUCCCCAUAUGUAUCACUUGCUAGGUCAGUAACUGGAGGCACAAACUGGAUUCAGGUGUGCAUUUGAAUUCAAUCUGAGUGUGGAAACCACCCACCACUAAUUCAUCCAUCCAUCUGCACUACAUUGCUUUCAAUGGGGUGCAUAUUAUUUAUUUAGUGUGUUUUUUUAAUUUAAACUAUGCCCAUAAUUACAGGUCUAGUUUAAAUCUGGGGUAUUGUUAAAAGUUAGCAUAAGCAAGACCAUAUUUUCCUCUUUUUUUCCAAUAGAAAAGAAGAAAGCUAAGAAAGAAGUGGUUUGGGUAUGUAUGCUAUCAAACAGAAAAUAAAAAGAAGUGUUGCUAGCAUAAGACUCUCCCUUUCUUCUUUCUUCCCAUCCUAAUGUUAUAGAAGCUUUUCCUUUCUGUUCAGAACCUACAUUCAAAAUACAAAGCACACAAGCAUUUGAGUCACUGCUUUUCUUGCUGUAAUGCACAGAAGCAAGAGCCCAGCCACUCCCUAGUUGCUGUUUCCUUGUAAUGCUUUGUUUAUGAGGAAUAGCCAACAUGGCGUCCUCCAGACUACAGCUCCCAUCAUCCUUGACCAUCAACCAUGCUGGCCAACAGCAUAUGGAAGGUACCACAUUGCUUACCUCUGCUUCACACAUUAUUGUCAUUCACAAGUGAAUCAAGAAUGUAACGUGCUUUGAAUAAAGUUGCCCUAAUUUGCAUAUAGGCAGUUAAGAUACAUUUAUGAGCCAUGAAUAAAUCAUCUUGUCAUCAGGUUUUGAAACCUGUAAAAGUACUAUUUCUUGCAUUCUAAGUUACAUUUCCCAUAAAAUAUGGAUAAAGCAUGGAUAAUCUAUAAGAUUUGUUUGGAAAACCUUGUGCAGAAAAGCCUGAGAACAGCAUCUGUCUCUUUAACCAACCAAUUUACCUGGCACAAUGAUUAGAUUCCCAGCAACCUACCUUUCAUAGGUCUCUGAAAUCUGCUUCAUUCUAUAUAGGUCAAUAUUUCUGCUCUUCUCACCAUUUAAAAAAUAAUAAAUGACACUGAUUUCUUGAUUUCUUUUUCUGGCUAGGAGAUGACCAACAUAAACCCUGUUUUUGAUGGUGAAGCAAAAGACCCAGGUAUCACUACUUCUAAUGGGAGGGGAAAUGAGAAGAAGAAAUAAGUUUGAAAUGAAAGAGCUUAACUUUAAUUGCAAGGAGACACUGACAUUUCCAAGGCAAAUAUCAGUGACAUACAGUUUAAAUAGGAAAGCCAAACUGCAAUCUUUGGAAGUGUACUAAAGUAAUAACACAUAUUUGCCACUAUUGAAUAAUUGGUUUGCCUACCAGUUAAUACUGCAUGUGUGGAAUAACUUUUCCAUGUGCAAAACUCACCUUCUGCUUGUCUAAGGAAAGCCACAGCAAAUCCACCCAAAUGCACAAGCACAUGGUUUUGUUGCUUUUUUCACAUAAGUGACCCAAAGCAAUUUAAAACAUUUAACCAAGCAUAAGAACAAGAAUAAAAUAAGCACCUAAGUACAUGAAUAUAUUCAGUGCAAUGCAAGCUGUAACGUCUCUCCAGAAGACAUCUUUCUUUCUUUCUUUCUUGAUGAGGAUGAGAGACAAUGUGCAUCCUUGCUGUCCUUUUCCCAAGGUCAGGCAGGCUGGAGCUUGGAUGAGAGAUGUUACUUCACCAAUGAAGCAGGGAGCUUAUGUAAGAGCCAGGCCCUGAUCUGAGAAGGUGAUUCUGUGCAAUUUCCCAUCCUCCCAAGUAGCUCUUUUUGGCAGCAUGCAGCUCCCGCCAGGCUCACUAUCUCCUCUGGUCCUGGGGGAGAUGUCAGAGCAGGGGUCAGCAAACUUUUUCAGCAGGGGGCCGGUCCACAGUCCCUCAAACCUUGUGGGGGGCCGGACUAUAUUUUGAAAAAUAUAUAUGAACGAAUUCCUAUGCCCCACAAAUAACCCAGAGAUGCAUUUUAAAUAAAAGGACACAUUCCACUCAUGUAAAAAAAUGCUGAUUCCCAGACCGUCCGCGGGCCAGAUUUAGAAGGCGACUGGGCCGGAUCUGGCCCCCGGGCCUUAGUUUGCCUACCCAUGUGUCAUGAGGGUCUGAGAGCUGGCCAGGAACCCAGGCAGAUGGUGUGGUGGUCUUUAGUCUUGGGGCAAGGAUGUCCAGAUCCAACAGCUCCUUGUGUUGUAACGGUGUGAAGAUCUGUUGGGGUGCCCUGCUUCCUCCCUGUGUACUGUGGUUUAAGGUCUGGGUAUGGCUGAACCCUGACAGUGAUCUCAUCAUCACCAUCAUACAGAUGUUUACUACUUGUUACCUGAAGGUCUCCAAGUGACAAACAACACAGUUUAAAACACGGAGUACAUUUAUACAAUAAAAACUGAAACCCCUUAAUAACAGCUACAGGAAGCUUUGCCAGCACACUAGUAACAAAACAUCAUCUCGGUGUAUUCAAAGAUCUUGGGGGAAAGGUAAGUCUUUACCUGGCACCAAAAAAUGACAGCAAAGGCACCAGGUGAAAAUAACUGAGAGGAGUAUUCCACAAACAGGCAGUCACUGUGAUUCUUUGGCUUCACUGUUAAUAUAAACUAAAUAUAAUCUUACCCCUUAAUCUGUGAUAUGGAAUAGCUAGAUUAUUGUUUUUCCCUUCUCCAUAGUCACUGGCAAAUGGUAUGAAUAUAAUUCCAAGUCUGGGGCUCGAAGAUGGAAAGAUUCCAACAUGCCUUCUAAGUUGGAAGCAAAGGACCCAACUGCAGAGGUGAUGACUACAAAGAGAGUCCAACGGGAUCUAAGCCAACAGAAAACUCAGCCCAGUGGCCCAAAGUUGGGAGGACAAAACAAGGUGGCACAAAAGUCCACAGAAAGGAAGACAGAGACUUCUGACCCAAAUAGCAAGCUAAAGUUGCAGAAGCCAAAAGAAGAGCCUUUGGGCAAGGGGUCUUUGUCACCUGCUCCCCCUCAAAAGUCCCCGGUCCCUUCUCCCAAAAUAUAUCCCAAGUACGAGAAUCAGUCUAUACCAAAAUGAAAGGGGUUGUAUUUGUAACCCAGAAAAAAACACCUGUAAUCUUAAUCAAAAUAGCAAGACAAAUUGUAAUAAUUUUCAGUUUCACCCCUACACAAGAGGGAGGAUACCAAAUGAUCUCUUCUGGCUGCCUAGCAAUUCUUAUUGCGAAGGCCUGUUUAGAGCACAAUCCAUCCCAGUGACUUAAUACAAUGGGAUGGCGAGCGAUCUGUAUAAUUUACAAGCAACUUUGGCUUUUGUAAUCUCAACAAAUCAGAUCUGAAACAGGGAGGUGGGGCAGGAACUGAACUUGAUUUUGAGAAAACAGAGUGAAGUGCAUGUACGGUAUAUUUCAUUAGAGUUCUUGUGACAAGAUCAUUUGCCUGUGGGAAAGUUGCAAUAGAAGGUGGCUGCAAGCUGCUAUGGGAUUUUUGAUAUAUGUGUAAUCAGAAACAUACUAGUAGCAUAAUUUGGGUACAAUGGCUUUUGACAAAAGUGGCUCUAUUUUGGCUCAUCCUAUGUAUCUUAAUUUUUGAAGCAAAAUGGCCAUGCAAGUUUCUCCAGAAAUAUAUUACAAUAAACCAGCCAUUGUGGCAAUGAGCCUCUUUUGUAACCCUUGCGUCAGCACCCAUAUUUGGGUUCCAUGCCUCUUGUUUCCAAUUCUGGCUUCAGCUGUGGCUCACAAAUCUCUCAUACUAUUAGUAAUUUCAGGCAAUAGUCCAGAGUCCCUAACUACCCAAAAGCCCAGAGAAAGUGAGUUAGCACAGUGCUAAAAGGAAGAAUAGGGGAGUGGGUGUAUCUGAUCUUGGAGCAGGUGUGGUGUCACAAGUCAAGGAAUUUUGAUCUGUGCCUUCUGCAAGAGUUAAGCUCUCCACUUCAAAAUCCCAUUUCAGCAAGACAAUAUUGUGUCUCAAAUGUUCCUGUGGUCCAGUGGAGUGUAAGGUUGAUCCUUCAAAUCGCUAAGAGACAAGGAUGGGUCUUGUUGGAACUGUGAGCUAACCAACCAUUGAAAACUUGAGGAUUAAGCAUAUUUUGAUUCCAAUGUCUAUAGAGAGGGCUUCCUUAGUGAGUGACUAACAUGACACCAAAUUCUUUGAACUGUUUUUCCUUCUAGUGCACUAUUGUGUUUUGUGAUGCAAGAAUGAAGUGAAGAAAACACAACCUUAAUUUUUGUGAAUACCAUAUCUUUAGCUUUUACCAUUGCUGAAGCAUAAAUUUAUAUCAGGCAUUUUUUUCACAGCCUGUGUGAUGUCUUGUUUCCACCAACAGAGGAGACUGAUAACUAGAUCUUUAUGGCAAAUACAAGGGUUCAUGUUCUGAUCUUUUCUGCAAACGUUAGCUGUUCUUUCCAGGUCAUGUUUAUGUUAGGAAUUUGCACCAUGGUCUCAGAUAGUUCCGGGAGGAUAUAUUUUAUAUUAAACAUGCCAGCUACACUGAUUCCUUCAUCCAUAGACGUAUAUUCUCCUAUUGUCAGGGUAGAGAUUAGUGCACGAUUUAUUUUAUUUGGCAAUGCCAACAAAUUAAGGAGACAAAUGUCAUUCUACUGCAAUUCAUUUUUCCCCUUAUCUGAAAAUCACACAAUAAAGAGUGUGAUUGAAAACUGGUGGGUAGCCCUGACAUGUCCAAAGUUUACUGUGGCUCUGUGGUUGCGAUGGCGACAACGGGUCGGGUAACAAUGAUGCAAGUUCACCAUUCAGAUCUCUACAAUGCCAUUGUUGCCACUGAUUUCAUGUAAAUAAAAUGCAUCCAGUUUUGUCAUGGGUGACCUUCUAAUGAAGCAAAAGGUGCUGUUGCUAGAAGAACCUAUCGUUGCACUCAUGUUCCCAUCCUCAUAGCUUUGAAAGGACCAAGGCUACAUACACCAAACCUGUAUAAUGAGGCUGUACACGUCUUAGUAGUCACACAUUCAAAGUGACUUUAAAAGAAUGCAC
This is a messenger RNA of Podarcis lilfordi (Lilford's wall lizard), 29395 nucleotides long. The record is from the annotation of a GenBank genome assembly. NCBI's taxonomy places the organism in Eukaryota, Metazoa, Chordata, Lepidosauria, Squamata, Lacertidae.